AUGGACGUGGAUGCGGUUGAGAAGCGCCAUCGAACGCGUUCCAAAGGGGUCCGAGUUCCAGUGGAGACGGCAGCACAGGAGUUAUUCAGCUGUCCUACUCCAGGCUGUGAUGGAAGCGGACACGUCAGCGGCAAAUACGCCAGACACCGAAGUGUCUAUGGCUGCCCCCUGGCCAAAAAGAGGAAGACCCAGGAGAAACAGCCUCUGGAGCCUGCCCCCAAGAGGAGGCCCUUCUUAACCCCUCCCGACCCAGAGGAGGACACUGAGGAAGGUGAGGGAGAGGAAGAGGGAGAAGAGAUGGAGGAGGAGGAAGGAUUUUCGGAGGAUAACGAGGAGCAAGGCGAUGAGGAAGGGGAAGAGGAGGAAGAGGAGGAAGAGGAAGAUGAGGAAGCAGAGGAUGGGGAUGAUGAAGAGCAAGAAGAAGAGGAGGAGCAAGAGGAGGAGGAUGAUGAGGGCGACGAAGAUGAACAUGAGGAAGAAGAGGAGGAAGAAGUGCACCAUGAGCCAGGUGAGCAUCACUCGAUGGGACAGAAGGACAACAACAACAACAACAACGGCGGCCCCGGUCCAAACAUCGGCCCUAACGGGGAAGAGUAUGAAAACUACGAUGAGCUGGUGGCCAAGUCCCUUCUCAACCUGGGGAAGAUCGCAGAGGACGCUGCCUACCAGGCCAUGACCGAGUCAGAGAUGAACAGCAACUCCUCCAACAGCGCCGGCGAGGACGAUGAUGACGAUGAGGAAGAGGGUAGCGAGCGCGGCGAGAGCAGGAAGGGCAAGCUGAGCGUGGACCUGGACAGUGACAUGGUCAGGGAGACAGUGGAUUCGCUCAAGCUGUUGGCGCAGGGCCACGGUGCCAUGCUGCCUGAAGACGGCUGCCUAGAAGGGGUGGAUGACGGCGAGCAUCCCAACGGGCGGCCCCACCAUCAUGGGGUCAGGGGUCAGGCUGAGGAGAGCGAAGAGGAGGUGUGUCUCAACAGCCUGGAGUGUCUGAGGAACCAGUGCUUUGACCUGGCCCGCAAGCUAAACGAGACGUCUCCAUCUGACCGCCCUGGACACCCAGGCCUGCACCACUACCAGGCGCAUCAGAACCACCACCCUCACCACUGCCAGCAGGGCCAGCAGCCAGACGAGCGUGGGUUGCUGGAGCGCAACUACUCAGACAUGGUCAACCUGAUGAAGCUGGAGGAGCAGCUGAGCCCAGCCUCAAGGACGGGCUACUCGGCCAGCUGCCACCAGGACGGGGAUGAGGACACCACAUCGGUGGCCUCGGAUCGCUCGGAAGAGGCCUUCGACAUGACCAAAGGCAACCUGUCCCUGCUGGAGAAGGCCAUUGCUAUGGAGUCGGAGCGAGCCAAGGUCAUGAGGGACCGCAUGGCCUUGGAGGGACAUCAUGCGGCGCUCCGGAGGGACAAUCAUCAUCACCACCAUCGCGGCGAGCACAGCCCCCGACAGAGCAGCGGGGCUGAGGAGCGCAAGUCCAGAAUGCACCACGACGGGUCAAAGAGAGCAUACUACCCUAAAGAUUCCUCAAGGGGAGACAAGAAGGAGAGUAAGUGUCCAACCCCGGGCUGCGAUGGGACAGGCCACGUCACGGGUCUCUACCCCCACCACAGGAGCCUGUCAGGCUGCCCCCACAAGGACAGGGUGCCACCAGAAAUUCUUGCAAUGUAUGAAAAUGUUCUAAAGUGCCCUACUCCUGGCUGCUCGGGGCGUGGCCAUGUCAAUAGCAACAGGAACUCCCACCGCAGUCUCUCGGGGUGCCCCAUCGCCGCUGCAGAGAAGAUGGUUAAAGUCCAGGAGAAGCACAUCCCAUGUGACGGGGGCCCCAAGUCCAGCCAGGCUUCAGAUCGUGUGCUGAGGCCAAUGUGCUUUGUGAAACAGCUGGAGAUCCCACAGUACGGUUACAAAAAUAACGUGUCCACCAGCACGCCGCGCUCCAACCUGGCCAAGGAGCUGGAGAAGUACUCCAAGACCAGCUUCGACUACGGCCAAGGCUACGACAGCCAGCACCACGUCUACAGCAGGGGGAAGACAGGCCUGGCCCCCAAGGCCCACGGACGGGACACGGACACCUCACCCAAGGGAUAUGAUGCCAAGCACUACUGUAAGAGCCCAGCCAGCAGCACGACUAGCAGCUACGCUCCCAGCAGCACGACGAGCAGAUACGCUCCCAGCAGCACGACGAGCAGAUACGCUCCCAGCAGCAGCAGUCUGAGCUGCGGAGGGGGAGGAGGAGGGGGCGGCAGCAGUGCCAGCAGCACCUGCAGUAAGAGCAGCUUCGACUACACACAGGACACAGAGGCUGCUCACAUGGCCGCCACGGCCAUCCUCAACCUGUCCACGCGCUGCAGGGAGAUGCCCCACGGCCUGGGAGGCAAGCCCCAGGACCUCCUCUCCCAGAGUCCUGAUGGUGACAUGGAUGACAGCAGUACUCUUGACCUGAGUGUGAGCCGGGGGCAGCCGGGGGGUCCGGAGGGGAGUGGCACGGUGCUAACCCCCCUGCAGCCCAUGUCCACCCAGCGCCAGGCCCUGCUCAACAGCAGCCGCUGCUACCAGAUGAGUGAGGCCGACUGCUGGGACCUGCCCGUGGACUACACCAAGAUCAAGCGCAUCACCGACGACGAUCACAAAGAGGUAUGGGGAAGGACCGAGGAGGACCUGGACCCGUUCCAGGACCUUCUAGAUGAAAAUCACUACGGAGGGGACGUGACCAUGCCCAGCCCAAAACACAAGUACGCCCCCUGCAAGGAGGGCAAGGAGGAGCUCAUCACUCUCUCCAGCUACCAGCUAGCUGACAAAAGCAUCUGCAGUAUGAUGAUGACCAAUGCGCAAGACCUCAAGUGUCCCACUCCAGGAUGUGACGGGUCUGGACACAUCACUGGGAACUACGCCUCGCACAGGAGUCUGUCAGGCUGUCCACGGGCCAAGAAGAGCGGGAUCAAGAUACUGCACAGCAAGGAGGACAAGGACGACCAGGAGCCAAUCAGGUGUCCCGUCCCAGGCUGUGACGGACAGGGUCAUGUGACGGGGAAGUACGCGUCCCACCGCAGCGCGUCAGGCUGCCCCCUGGCGGCCAAACGGCAGAAGGACGGCUACGUUAACGGCUCCCAGUUUGCCUGGAAGUCCGGGAAGACAGAUGGCAUGUCGUGCCCAACCCCGGGCUGCGAUGGAUCGGGACAUGUCAGUGGGAGUUUCCUGACACAUCGGAGUCUCUCCGGCUGUCCCCGUGCCACCUCUGCCAUGAAGAAAGCCAGAAUGACUGGAGUUGAAAUGUUGACAAUCAAGCAACGGGCAAGCAAAGGAAUAGAAAAAGAUGAGGAAAUCAAACAGCUGGAUGAAGAAAUCAAAGAUCUAAACGAAUCGAACAAUCAAGUGGAAUCAGACAUGAUUAAACUUAGGACACAAAUCACCACUAUGGAGACUAACCUGAAGUCCAUAGAGGACGAGAACAAAGUGAUUGAGCAGCAGAAUGACUCCUUACUGCAUGAGCUAGCCAACCUCAGCCACUCUCUCAUCAACAGCUUAGCUAAUAUCCAGCUCCCACAUAUGGAGCCAAUGAAUGAACAAAACUUUGACACUUAUGUGAGUACUUUGACAGACAUGUACACCCAUCAGGACCAAUACCAGAGUCCAGAGAACAAGGAACUAUUGGAGAACAUCAAACAAGCAGUGCAAGGCAUCCAAGUGUAG
Molecule: messenger RNA, 3690 nt
Organism: Salvelinus namaycush (lake trout)
Lineage: Eukaryota; Metazoa; Chordata; Actinopteri; Salmoniformes; Salmonidae
Product: myelin transcription factor 1-like protein
Exons: 23
Coding region: 1-3690 (1229 amino acids)
Biological process (GO): regulation of transcription by RNA polymerase II
Cellular component (GO): nucleus
Molecular function (GO): DNA-binding transcription factor activity, RNA polymerase II-specific; RNA polymerase II cis-regulatory region sequence-specific DNA binding; zinc ion binding
Source: RefSeq, a predicted model, not a curated record